Molecule: messenger RNA, 543 nt
Organism: Vicia faba (fava bean)
Lineage: Eukaryota; Viridiplantae; Streptophyta; Magnoliopsida; Fabales; Fabaceae
Source: the annotation of a GenBank genome assembly
AUGGAACAGAUGAGCAGAGUUGUGAAUGAGUUGGAUUCUAUCCAUUUCUCUAUAAAGAAAGCAUCUGAGUUGGUCAAAGAAAUCGAUAGGCAAUGGGUUGCUACUGACAAGUGUAUUAUGGCAUUGCUUUUCCUUUUUGUCAUUGGAGUAAUUGCUUUCAUUAUUGUAAAGAGUCGUUUUGAGAUACUUUCUUUGGCUGGAUCCUUCAUGCUUACUGAUAACGAAGGAACAAGAAGAAGGGCAGGUGGAAUGACCAUCUCACUGGAAACCCCCGGUGGCCGCGUUGUUGGUGGAGGAGUUGUUGGUGUUCUUACAGUUGUCACUCUUAUGCAGGGACAGAAAAUGGGAAUACCUCAAACAUUACUAUGGGUUAAUCGUCUAUCAUCAAGAAUGGUGGUUAAGAAAAGAACUCACCAAAAAGGAAACUCGGAGAUUCAAAAUCCUGGCAAUGCAGGUAAAGUUCCUUUACAGUCCACUACCACCGACCAACCACUACUGAAUGUGACGAUAGCUUACGCUUCUUUAUUGUUACAAACUCUAUAA